AUUGUCUGUUCUUCUCCGCAGCCAUUAGGAGGAAGGAGAACGGCUGGUACGAUGAAGAGCAUCCCGUCGUCUUCCUCUUCCUGGGCUCAUCUGGAAUCGGUAAAACUGAGCUGGCCAAGCAGGUGGCGCGAUACAUGCAUAAAGACAUUAAGAAGGGUUUCAUCCGGAUGGACAUGUCUGAAUUUCAGGAGAAACAUGAGGUGGCGAAGUUCAUCGGUUCUCCUCCAGGAUACGUGGGUCAUGAAGAAGGUGGUCAGCUGACCAAACAGCUCAAACAGUGUCCGAACGCCAUGGUUCUGUUCGACGAGGUGGAUAAAGCUCAUCCAGACGUGCUGACCAUCAUGUUACAGCUCUUUGACGAGGGUCGACUGACUGAUGGGAAGGGGAAGACGAUCGAGUGUAAAGAUGCCAUCUUCAUCAUGACGUCCAAUGCAGCUAGUGAUGAAAUUGCCCAGCAUGCAUUGCAGCUGAGACAGGAAGCUCAGGAGCAGAGCCGCCGGCGUCUGGCUGAGAAUCUGGACGACGUUCAGAAGAGCGAGAUCACCAUCUCCAACACCUUCAAAGAGCAGGUGAUCCGCCCCAUCCUGAAGGCUCAUUUCCGACGGGACGAGUUUCUGGGGAAUAUUUAUAAUUAG
This is a messenger RNA of Sinocyclocheilus rhinocerous, 635 nucleotides long. Its product is annotated as caseinolytic peptidase B protein homolog. Lineage: Eukaryota; Metazoa; Chordata; Actinopteri; Cypriniformes; Cyprinidae. The record is from RefSeq and is a predicted model, not a curated record. The transcript has 7 exons. Gene Ontology annotation, biological process: cellular response to heat. Gene Ontology annotation, cellular component: cytoplasm; mitochondrion. Gene Ontology annotation, molecular function: ATP hydrolysis activity; ATP binding. The coding region runs from base 135 to 635 and encodes 166 amino acids.